Messenger RNA from Sinocyclocheilus rhinocerous, 2271 nucleotides. Its product is annotated as kyphoscoliosis peptidase-like. Gene Ontology annotation, cellular component: cytoplasm. The record is from RefSeq and is a predicted model, not a curated record. Lineage: Eukaryota; Metazoa; Chordata; Actinopteri; Cypriniformes; Cyprinidae. The transcript is spliced from 6 exons. Bases 1 to 2271 code for a protein of 756 amino acids.
AUGACCAACAGCAGCUCCAAGGCAUCAGGGGAGGCCCCUGUAGACACUCUAACCUCACAGUCAAACCUGAGACAUGAGCAACAAAGCAAACAAGACUGCAAGGAAACUGCGAAGACAACUGGAUCCAAACGAGGACGGGCUGAAGGUAUCCCAAAGGAAGAUGCUGUCGUGCUUAAAGAGUGGAGUUUUAAGACCAGUGAGCCAUCAAUCACUGAUGGCAAAACAGGUCAAAUGACAGCAAGACCUCAACCAGUCAAUGCAAAAGAGCCAAUCAAGACCUUUGUGUCUGAAAAUGGGGACAUGAUGGAUAGAGAUGAAGAGAGAAUCAGGAAGAUCUUUUCAGUGCGAGCAAUCACCCAGACAAUCACAGAGGGGGCAUGCAGUGAUUUAGACAAACUGCGUGCCAUCUGGAUCUGGCUUUGCAACUACAUUGAGUAUGAUGUGAAGGGCUAUCUGGGCUUUUCUAAGAUGGUUUACUCUCCUGAGCAGGUCAUUUUGACUGGACGAGCUGUGUGCUCUGGUUACUCCAGUGUCUGUUUACAGAUGUGCAGGGAAGCUGGUAUUGAGUGCAGAGAGGUGUCGGGCUAUAGUAAAGGCGCUGGUUACCGGCCGGGUCAGAGUUUCCGGAACACUGAAUCUGACCACAGCUGGAAUGCAGUGUGUCUGGAUGGACAAUGGUUCCUGUUGGAUGCCUGCUGGGGCGCUGGAUAUGUGGACCUAGACAACAGAGCCUUUAUAAAGAGAUAUAAAGAGUACUACUUUCUGACCGACCCUGAGAACUUCAUCGACUCUCACUAUCCUGAAGAGGAGGAGUGGCAGCUGUUGGAAAGCCCCAUUAAGAUUGAAGAGUUUGAGAAGAGGGUGCUGAAAAAGCCUGACUUCUACACACUAAACUUAACUCUCAAUCACCCGAAACACUUCCUUAUAGUUACAGAGAAUGGCGAGGCGACGGUAUCGAUGAGUUUCCCUCAGCUCGUCCAUUUCACCUAUCGGAUUUCCCAGCUCAGUGGCAAAAAACCACAAGAAGUGAGCAACUCCAUCGGCUUUCUCACCAGCACGCAGCAGAGCAUGAAGCUACGCCUCAUGCCCCCAAAGCCUGGCACGUAUGAGCUCGAGCUUUUUGCUCGAGCUGGAAACACACCCAAAACAUUCAACUGGAUCUGUUCCUUCCAGCUAAAAUGUACAUCACCCAAGACUUCAGAAGAGCUUCCCGAGAAUCCCCACACGUGCUGGGGCCUGCAACCAGAUGCGAUGAGUUUAGGACUCGAGCCUUGCAAUUAUGGGAAUGACAUCAUUUCACUAGAGUCUGGAUCGUUUAGGUUAGUCUUAAAGACUACUAGACCACUUAUGGUGUUGUGUGAACUGAGCCAUAAGAACCUGGAUAAGACUUUAGCUGAGAAAUGCUUGGCCAUUCAGCCUGAGCCCGACCAACUCACAUGUAGCGUUCUCUGUCCUUACUAUGGUUACUACCAUCUGUCUGUGUUUGUAAGGGACUGGGCGAAUGAAGCAGACAGCUUCGAGAAUGCAGGCAACUUUCUUCUUCACUGCACAGCUGGUGCCGUCAACCUGAAUGAGCUUUUUCCCAGUGGCCUCAGCAGUUCCUGCGGUCCUGGUAUCACGACUCUGGAGGCCGGCCUCUUCGAGUUCAGCCAUACAGAAGCUCUGGUUUACACACAGCAAGGAAAGUGCGACAUCACCUUCCAAAACCGUCAAGAUAUAGAUCUCCUCUGCAAAUUAACUAAAGAACAGGGCGAUCAACCAGCAAGUCAAACCACCCUUUCAAACCACGUCCUCUUCACUCACAAUGGGAGCAAAGUCACCAUAAGCAUCAACCUACCUGAGUCUGGAGUCUACAAGCUUGGCCUCUAUGGAAAAACAUCAUUAAAACAAGGAUACCCCCUGCUGUGUGAUUACAUCCUGAAGAACACCUCUAUCAACAAGUGGCCUCCAUUUCCACGCAUGUACGGAUCCUGGAAGAAGGGCAGUGUGCUGUUUGAACCUCGCGCAGGGCAGCUAGAGGCCUCGUCCUGGGUGAAAUUUCGUGUACAAGUCCCAGGGGCCCGAAGAGUGAGUGUGGAAGGAGAUCAGAGUGUGGAUCUCCAGCUCAGUGAGAGUGGGGUUUGGGAAGGGAAGGCGUUUACAGGCAGAGGACCAGAGCUCCACCUUGCUGCCAGCCUAAACGAGGCCUCCAAUAAUACGAUGACCUUCCUGAUGGCCUUCAGUGUGGUGGAACCAGAACAUGAGAAAGGAUCUACAGCUCAUAUGCAUUAA